Molecule: messenger RNA, 6749 nt
Organism: Asterias rubens (European starfish)
Lineage: Eukaryota; Metazoa; Echinodermata; Asteroidea; Forcipulatida; Asteriidae
Product: AF4/FMR2 family member 4-like
Exons: 19
Coding region: 386-4738 (1450 amino acids)
Biological process (GO): regulation of gene expression
Cellular component (GO): super elongation complex; nucleus
Source: RefSeq, a predicted model, not a curated record
CAGUGUUUCAACUUACUGUGAUGUCUGACCAUCAACGUUUGUCAGAUUUUCAACAUUUAACGGAACGAGUUUUCACGGAGUAUUUCACUUUUUCGAUAGAGGAACAUUUGAGACUCAUCUUCCUUCAGAAAACUUGGCCAUUUCGUGCCAUUUCCGUUGGCAAACAUGUAAAAAGUCGUAGUGCUCGGGCCCAUCUGUUUUGUGAGUGAGGGCUGUUCGAGCUAGUUUUUCUCUUCCUUUUUACGUUCGUUACCCCCUUCAAAACACAAUUUUGACUUGAGAAAGAGUGUACUCUUUAAUUUGAUAAAGUAAUUAGCCGCAUUUUGCAGAUUUUGUUGCGUUAAUACCCGUCGUAUCCAGUUCUGGUGACUGAAACUGAAGGACCAUGGUGGACAGGGAGAGUGCACGUUCUCUUGCCCAGAAGAAGCGGCGUCUGGAGAUGCCGGGGGCACCACCUCGCAAUACAUUCAUGGGACCAACAUUCUCUGAACCAGUCAAGACUAAAGAAGUGGAUAAUGAUCUGCAGAACAUUUUGGGCAAUUUUAGUAGAAUUAAGAAUGAGGUGAUGGACUCGAGUUCUAUGCCUCACCUUCUGGGCAUUCCUAAAGAACCACAGACACCUGUUGACAACAAGACACGUCCUCUCUUUGAUUCCACUGAGAUAACCUUCACUCCCAAUGGACAGGUUAAGACCUCUAAACCAGCAGGUCAGUCCAACAUUAGUGUCUCCUCACAGAAAGAGCAGUCUUCUGGGUCAUCAUCAUCUUCUAAGAAGGGUUCCCCUUUUCUGAAGAAUGGACAGAAGAAUAAAGAGACUUCCAAGCAGGCCCCCAAAACCAAACCUGGAGGGUCUUCUGUUUCACCUCAAGUUGCUCCCACUAAAACCUCAUCACCUUCAGUAAUAUCUAAAACAAAAAAGAGUAAAGAUAAGGAUGUAAAAGUGAACUUAAAGAAAGAAAAAGAUGUUGAAAAGGCUAAGGGUACAGAUGGGUCCAGUAGCAGCAGUAGUAAGGGCAAACAAUGCUAUAGUGCUUCAAGUGACACCAAGUCUAAAUCACCAACCAAAAAAAGCACAACUCCUGUAAAAGCUAAAUCAUCCUCGGCCAAUACAAAAUCUGUCUCUAAAGUUCGCACCAAGAAAGAGUUCAAAACGCCAAACGGCAUGAUCAAAAGCCACCUGCAGACAUCUUCAGCAUCAAUAAGCCAAGACAUAGCGGUUUCAAGAGAAACAUCAUCAGCUGCUGCAGAACCGCAGUCUAAUGCUCCACAGGAAAACAAAUCCACAGACUUGUCCAAGGUUGGUGAUGAUCAGGAAGAGACGGAUGCAGCUAAGGUAACCAGAAAGCUAUUUGACCAGAAAGGAACCAGUAAGCUAUUUGAUGUUCCUCCCGAUAGUACAUCAGAGGGGAAGCCAGAUAUUAAGAAGGACAAGCUGAGCGUUCCAAAGCUCCAGAUCCCAUCACUAUGGGGCCCGCCCUAUGACCCAAGCAACCAAGAUGUGGAAAAGAUUUUGAAUAGAAUGACUGAAAUCAAGUCACCAUUGACAGCGAUUCAGAAUACUCCAAUCAAACUAAAAAACUGUGAGUUUCCCUUCUCAACAAGCACACUGGAUGUCAAGACUACAGAGAGUAAGAAUUCACUUCUUGUACCUGGGAUAGUACCUCCUUGUCUCGACAGACCAAAGCAGGAACCAGACCCUUCGCCUCCUGGGAGUCCAACUAUAGAGAAAGGACCCAAUGACAAGAAACCCACUGUCAAAUCAGAAUUGGCUAACGACUUGCUGUUGUCUGAAGACGAGAGUGACUGUGAAGAGCCGCAUACAGUCAAGGAAGAAUUAGCCGAGGAGACCAGCCAAAGGCAUUCCGAUAAGAUGGAUGCCGGCAGGUUGUCAGACUCAUCGAGUGGUAGCUCCUCUGGUGAGUCUGAUGAUGAUAGUAGCUCUGGUAAUGAAUCCGAUAGUGAGAGUGAUGCCAGCUCAGUUGAAAAUGAGUUAUCUCUUCGGGAGAAGUCAUCUUACAAUCUUCACAACCUCAUCCAUCAUCGAGGUAUCAUUGAAGGACAGAAAUCACCAGGAGCUCUUAAUCCUUCCAAGCAACCACCAUUGGCUGCUUGUAAUCCCCCUGCUGCUACUACCAGUACUGCAACUACACCCACUCCUGCAGUUAGGGAACCACAACCUUUCCCUAAUACCAACCAACAUAGACCCAAUGUGCAAGGAGGAAGAAGGGGUGAAGGCAAAUUUGUUAUUGGUGUCAAGGAUUUGACCACUGUCAACCCACAUGAGGAUUAUGAUGGGGGAAGUUUCAGCAAGUACAAUGAUAAUAAUAUGACAGAUUUCAACAAGUUAAGUAACAUGUCAAAUGAGAGGAGGACACCUUUGCCCAAAUCCCCUGUCAGAACUAGUGGCAGUGGUAGUAAACCAGUUGUCAAGCGUUGUCCGAAGAAGCCCUUAGAAAAAGCACCUUCAGUUGGGAAAUCGAAAGUGAAUUCUCAAGGAAGGAACGAUACAACAUCAAAGGAAUCUAAGACGGAUGUAAAAGGGUCUAAGCAGUCUAAACAAUCGAGUAUAAGCAGUGCAGAGCACAAAACUGGAGUGAAAACAAAGUGUAAUAAGACAAAUGCAAAGGUAGAGAAAAAGACCCCUCCUAGGUCAAGAACUCCGGAGAAAAAGUCUGCUAAAAAGCCACUGACGAGUGAAUUUGUGAGUGACACUGACAGUAGUGAUUCGGAUUCUGAAGUGAUUGAAAGAACGUUAUCACCAAAGAAGGUGAAUGGAGCAAGUAAAACCCACUCUGUGUUCACACCGCCUCACAAAUCAACUACGAGUACUGAAAUCAGGUGCAAAACAUCCAGUAAGGGCAAUAGAACUAAGGAGAAAGGCAAAUCCAACUCAGUCAAAUUAGAGAAAGAGACAACUAUGGCACCCCUGGAGAAGGUAUUCAUGUCUAUGAUUGGUCCACAUGGUAGUGGACCUCUCAGUGAACCGUUAUUAUCACCAAUAAAAAGUGAGGAAACAGAUAAGAUAUUCUUGACUCCACACAUGAAUACAUCAGAGGUAACUUAUAAAGAUGGUACCCCAUCACUUGUGGUUAAACUCAAUCGCUCUCUUUUAAACCGGGUGCCUGAGCCACCAUUAAGAGAUCCAUGUAGAACAGAAAGAACUCCUGAACACAUUGAUAGUGUCUUACAGAGUACGUUUAAGAAUGAAGAGAUUGACAUGGAAGAGGAGAGGCCGCCUCCGUUAGUAAAAGUCAAAGCCAAAAGGAAGCAGGAGGAUUUAGAAGAGGAAGAGAACCUUGUCAAAGAGUCGAUGAGCAAAAAGCCAAAGAGUGAUAUGAAGUCUUCAAAGAACAUUGUAACUGAAGAGUCUGAACACAUUGAGUAUCUUCUCAGAUUGCCUGAUAGUGACACUGUACUUGAUAGAAGGCGGCCUCCUGAGCGUCGGAGCAGCACUAACAGCGUAUCCAGCUUACUCUCAUCACAGAGUAGUAGCAGUCGUAGGAGUGAUCGGGAAUCACAACCAAGCAAACGCCGUAAAAAGACCACCAAUGAUUCCUUAGACUCAAGCUGCAGUAGCAGCAGUAGUAGCAGCAGUGGUGGUGCAACAACAACCUUUCAAAAUGUACCUUCAAACCCAGCUAUGUCUAGCAUUAAGGGACAUGAGUGGGGUUCACCUCCUCCCCAAGGAGAAGAACGGACAGAUAGAUCACAGGACUCUCGCAGUGUAUCUAAUGAUGUAACAUGUACAAGGAAUGGUCAUACGUCAGCUGGUGAGGAAUGGGGUGAUGGGGCGGGAGGUGACUAUACACGGACCAUGCCUCAUGCUGUAAGGAAGAAUCAGAUGGACAAACCAAGGAUAGACUUUGAAGAGAGACAACAAUUUAGUGCUGAUAGCUACCUUACUGAAGGGAAGAAACUGAAACGUCAGGCUGAUUUCCAGACUGACAAGAAUGUGAAAUCUUUGAUGUACUUUGAUGCUGUUCUGUCGUUCAUUCUUUGUGGUAAUGCAAUGGAGAAUGACCCAGUUGUUCCUGAUGAGAAAGCAAGCACCAUGUAUUCAGAAACCUGUGAUAUUAUCAAAUUCAUCUUAAAAUUUAAAGGUAGUCAUUUAAACCAAGAUGCAUUGAGUAUGGACAAGAAACUAGCAGUAUUAUGCCACCGGUGCCAGGGUCUUCUCUACAUGAAGAUGUUCAAGAUGAAGAAGUCAACUGGGAUGAAACUUGCCAGAGUGCUUGGGGAGCACUUCAAACAUUCUUCCAAAUCACAGCAGGCCGCCCAAACUCCCUCACCAUGGAGUGCAUCAAGGUACACUGGAACCCCCUCCCCAAUGUCACCUACACCGUCCCCUGCUGGAAGCGUUGGUUCUGUUGGUAGCCUGGGAUCACAAGGAAGUAACAACUGUGAUGCUAGCGGUAACACCUUGCUGCCAUCCUCCUUGCCACAAGUACAAGGGAACAAGCUAACUAAUGGUGUACCUCACAUUAUGUCAUCUCCUGCCAAUGUCUCCGUCCCUCAAAGUAUUGUCAACAAGAUGUCCACCUUUAUUCAGACGUCCAAUUAUGGGUACUAUGGGCUUGACUUCUGGGAACAGGCAGAUACCUUGGCUCAAGAAAAUAUAGAGUUUUUCCAGGAGUUAGAUCGUGAAUUGGACAACUUUGGCCAUCUGACCCUUCACAGCAGUACCCUUGACCUUGUGCGCUACGCAAGACUAGGCUUGAGGAAACUUAAGAAUUCAUGACUAGCCGCUGUCCACUGAUGUGAUAUCCAUUCCUUUACUGCCUUCCUAUCUGCCUGCCUAGUAUCCUGCCUGGGUGUACGCUGAUACUUCAUUCAACAUCUUGUCUUGUGUAGAAAGAUGUUCAUUCCAGUCAAGUGAGCAACACCAUCAGUACGUACAGGUAUUUCUUAAAGACACUAAUCAGGGUUCUUAGCUCUUAGUAUAUGAGUUAUAAGAGCACUGUAACAUUAUUAAAGCCUUAUGUAGGUUCUAAUCUGUUGUGGUUUGUGUAGUAUCUUAUCUUAAAAAUCAUUCUAAACUCAGACUCACGUCAUGGACAUUAAAGCCUUUGGUAACAUGUCAAUUAAACCACAAGAGGUAAACACCACUUACACAAGGUUAUUCCUUCCAGCUUACUCCUGCUAAAAUGCAUACAGUUAGAUCAAACAGCAGUAGUAGUUCAUAUCACUGGUAGCUCAACAAAAAGAUGACUACCAAUCACUUAAAUGCAGUAGUUAAGUCUUUAUCCAUCUAAAAGACCUUUCAAGUAAAUGCUAGUACUAGGUACUUGAUGUCAUAAACUCUUAACUCACCUGCCUGUGUUAGUUUUGAAGGAAAUACAACACUUACUGGGGAAAUAUAUCUACGAUAAUCUUCACACAUAGAUAUUGUUUCCCCAAGUGAAAACACAAUUUUUUUGACAGUCUUUUUUUUAUGUGGUUGUUUUAUAAGAGAAAUGAUGGCUAAUUUAUUUUUUAUCAUAAACUGAUUUAUAAACUGAUGCCAAGUAGGAUAUGUUGCCAAAGUCGAUAUGUAGGUCAGUUGUACAGGGAAUGUAAACCUUUGGUAAUUAACAAAUGAUUGUUUCAAACUUCAUUUGUAUCAACCAUCAAACAUUGUCAUCAACAAGAGAUUUGCAUCUUCAAGAAAUCAGUGAAUCUCAAGAUCCAAACAGUAGUUAUCUUUCCAUGGUAAGCUGUUAUGAUGAAACGAUUCCAUACUAGAUUGAUGAUGGUUGUGGAUAAUACAGGAUUCCAAAUACAAAAGUUGUAUAUUCCCUUGAUCUAAAUCAGAUGGAUUCUUGUGUGCUAUAAAGUGUGUCUUGUACGUAUGUUGUUGAUAUUUUCUUAUUUAACAUCUCUAAGUGCACUGUAAAAUUUUCAAUCGUAUCGUGCUAUAAUUCCUAGCAUUGAUGAUGAAUAUAAAUAAGCAUACUUUAUAAUAUACAGAGAGUUGUCAUGUAUAUCAAGUGUAAUAUAAUUAUUGAAUAUUUUGCUAAGAUGAUCAUAAUAUAUUCAACUCUGGCCAUUGCUAAAUAGUUUCAAAAUAUUCUUAUUAACUAGUUCACAACCUAGGUGAGAAAUGAAUGUUUUACUGCAACCAUAGAGAAAGCCUUUUUUCUAUGCUAAAACAUCUCCCUGUAGUCAAACUUCUGGUUUUUCACAAAUGAAAAAUUUGCUUUGAUAAUUCUAAAUAAACUCCAGGAUCUUGUUUGAAUAUUUCAUCAUGUACUGUAAAGGGUGGGCACAAAUGUCACAUCAUCAGUGUUAAACAUUCACAAGUCUUUGAGCACGCUCUUUAAAUAACUAUAUCGCUUUGAUAACUGACCCUCAUCCAAAAUACAUGGAAUGAUGUGAUGAUAAUGAUGGCAGUCAGCUGACUUCUGUAUAUGUAUUCGUUGAAGCAGCUGUAAAUUAUUAUUAUUAUUAUUAUUAUUAUUAUUAUUAUUAUUUUUAUAAAAUUAGAUAAGAGGAAAAACAUAUGUGAGAGCAACAACAAUUUUUAAUAAUUAAUAAACUGACAGGUAGUAUGAUGUCUUUAUCAUGUAUUCAUUUCCAGAAAAUAUUUUCCCAGCAAAACUCAACUGUUAAUGGCGUUUAGACAAUCAAUCUUUUGAGAUCUUUGAGUAGAAUCGUGAAGUUCAGCAAUUUGUUUUGUUUGUUCAAUGAAUUAACAGUUGCAAAUGUUGUAUUACUAAGGGAAUCAAUGUGUGGUGAAGAGGUUUUCAACUAGUGGUUUAAUUGCAACGAGG